AUGAAAAAGAAACAAUCUUUACAGUCAGUCAAUUCAAUUAUUUUUCAUGAUAUCCGCAAUGAAAAAUAUACGGACGCUGUUAAAAACGGCUGCCUAGCUACUGUUUUCUUGACUCUUUGCUUUAAAAACUACGUCCUGCUUCGACACGCAAACUCUUUGAAAAAAUGCAUUGAAAUCAUCGACAAAGACUACGCCGAAGUUGAGCAAUACACACAAGAAGAGAAGAAAAUAAUUCAACUUUAUUCAAAAAAGGGGUCUAAUGUCUGUUGGUACUGGUUUCUUGCAAUAUGUUCCACCGGUGCUAUGUUUCCUAUAAAAGCCUUGUUAUUUAUGAUCUCUUCACUUAUUCAAGGUGAUUUUAAAUUAGUUCCAAUGUUCGAUAUGACUUACCCUGCUCCGAUCGAAACACACAAAGAAAUUAUCUAUGUUUAUUUUAUUUUAUUUUUAUAUUGUUUCAUUUUCGAUAUGUACGCUAUGUCUGUGUACGUCGGAUUCGAUCCCUUGCCUUCUAUAUUUUUGUUGCAUGUUUGUGGUCAAAUUGAAAUAUUGAGUAUGCGGAUGAAGAAUGUAAUGGCCAACGUUAAAGACCACAAAGAGAUCUGUGAAAAGUUAAAAAAGAUUAACCAAAAGCUACAAGCAAUUUACGUGUUUCACAAUUCUGUUCAAUCAAACUUUUUGGAAUUACUCGAAUUCAAUAUGAAAACUACAAUACUAUUACUACCAUUUUCUGCUUUUCAGAUAGUCCAAUCAUUGAAGCAUUUGGAACUUAAUAUAGAAUUUAUUUGUUUCUUUGGGUCAUACGUAAUUCACUUUCUGAUCCCCUGCUAUUACAGCAAUCUAUUGAUGGAAAAGAGUAACGAAUUGAGAGAAGCAAUUUACUCGUGCGGUUGGGAGAACCAACCGAAUAUUCAAAUAAGGAAGACCGUAUUGUUUAUGUUGGCAAGAUGCGGCAUACCGCUCAGCAUGAGAACUAUAUUCCACCCAGUUAACCUCGCAACAUUUGCUGAGGUGUGUCGUCAAGCUUAUACAAUAUUUAAUAUUAUGAAUGCCGCGUGGUCUUAA
Molecule: messenger RNA, 1062 nt
Organism: Papilio polytes (common Mormon)
Lineage: Eukaryota; Metazoa; Arthropoda; Insecta; Lepidoptera; Papilionidae
Gene: Or-30
Product: odorant receptor 10a-like
Exons: 6
Coding region: 1-1062 (353 amino acids)
Biological process (GO): detection of chemical stimulus involved in sensory perception of smell; sensory perception of smell
Cellular component (GO): plasma membrane
Molecular function (GO): odorant binding; olfactory receptor activity
Source: RefSeq, a predicted model, not a curated record